AUGAAGGAUCGAGAACGGAAGAGAGCCAAACUUAGCACACUCGAGAUCAGAGGAGAUGGCGGCGCUGUGCUCUCUCAGCGAGUCCGGUCGGACCUCAGGGUACGCGAGCUGCUGGCGUCCUGGGCGGCGUAUCUGGAGAGACAUGACAGCAAUAUCGCCAUUGACGUGCAGCGCAUAGACGGGCAUGCGCUGGACGCUGAUGAGCGCCUGUUCAGCGUCCCGGGGUGUCAGCAUGGGCACAUCGCUCUGCAAGCAGCGAGGAAGCCGCAGCAAGAACAGGCCGCGGCAGAGAUGACGGUGGAGACGGUACGACGAGCAUACGCCCAGCGGCUCGGUGUCAAGCCCGAAUCUUUCUGGCGUGUACCGACGUACAUGCAAGUAGGACAGCUCAUCGAGGACGACCCAGAGAAGCUGUUCUUCGAGACGCAGUACACUACUUCGGGACCAGCUGAAUAG
This is a messenger RNA of Trichosporon asahii var. asahii CBS 2479, 456 nucleotides long. RefSeq lists its product as uncharacterized. Lineage: Eukaryota; Fungi; Basidiomycota; Tremellomycetes; Trichosporonales; Trichosporonaceae. The coding region runs from base 1 to 456 and encodes 151 amino acids. The record is from RefSeq and is a predicted model, not a curated record. The transcript has 6 exons.